UAUUCCCUACACCCCCACCUCCUUCCCCUAUCCCUCCUCCUUACAAACAGGGGAGGAGAUAAGGGGAGUCCAGGUCGUCAUGACAGAGCUGAAGGCAAAGGAACCCCAGGCUCCCCACGUGGCAGGCGCCGCGCCCUCCUCCACACUGCUCGGAGCGCCUCUGAUGGGACUCCGGGACGCUGGCCCUUUUCAGGAGAGUCAGACCUCGAACUCCUCGCCUGUAGUCUCAGCUAUACCUAUCUCUCUGGACCCGUUGCUCUUCCCUAGGCCUUGCCAGGGACAAGACCCGGACCCGAAGACACAGGACCAGCAGCCGCUGUCAGAAGUGGAGGGGGCGUAUCCCAGAGUUGAAGCCACAAGCAGUGCAGGAGCUGGCAGCUCUAGACCCCCAGAAAAGGACAGAGGGCUGCUGCACAGUGUCUUGGACACGCUACUGGAGCCUUCAGCUUCCGGGCAGACCCACGCCAGCUCUCCUGCCUGUGAGGCCGCCAGCCCUUGGUGCCUGUUUGGCUCUGAGCUUCCUGAAGACCCCCGGGUUGCCCCCACCACCCAGGGGGGGUUGUCUUCGCUCAUGAGCCGGCCAGAGGGCAAGGCUAGCGACAGCUCCGGAACGGCAACUGCCCACAAAGUGCUGCCCAGGGGUCUGUCACCGCCCCGACAGCUGCUGCCCCUGACCUCUGGGAGCCACCAUUGGUCUGGGGCCUCAGUGAAACCAGCUCCGCAGCCUGCUGUGGUAGACGUAGAGCAGGAGGAUGGCUUGGAGUCCGAAGGCUCCGUGGGUCCACUUCUGAAGGGCAAAUCCCGGCCUCUGGGAGGCACGGCAGCUGGAGGAGGAGCUGCAGCCACUGCUCCUGGGGUGGCCGCAGGAAGCGUCACCCUGGUCCCCAAAGAAGAUUCCCGUUUCUUGGCGCCCAAGGUCGCCCUGGCGGAGCAGGACGCGCCAGCGGCGCCCGGGUGCUCCCCGCUGGCCACCACGAUGAUGGAUUUUAUUCACGUGCCCAUUCUGCCCCUCAACUCGGCCUUCCUGGCCGCCCGCACCCGUCAACUGCUGGAAGGGGAGAAUUAUGACGGCGGGGCCGCGGUUGUCAGCGCCUUUGCCCCGCCGCGGGGCUCACCCUCGGCUUCUUCCACCCAGGUCGCUGCUGGCGACUUCUCCGACUGUGCGUACCUGCCCGACGCCGAGCCCAAGGAUGAUGCGUUCCCGCUCUACGGCGACUUCCAGCCGCCAGCCCUGAAGAUCAAGGAGGAGGAGGAAGGCACCGAAGCCGCUGCCCGCUCCCCGCGGCAGUACCUGGUGGCGGGUCCCAACCCCGCAGUCUUUCCGGAUUUGCCGCUGGCGCUGCCGCCGCUCCCUCCGCGAGCGCCGUCGUCCAGACCCGGGGAUGCCGCGGGGGCGUCCGCCGCAUCCGCCAGUGCCACAGUCUCGUCCACGUCCUCGUCUGGGUCGACCCUGGAGUGCAUCCUGUACAAAGCGGAGGGCGCGCCGCCCCAGCAAGGCCCGUUUGCUCCGCCGCCUUGCAAGGCGCCGGGCGCAGGCGCCUGCAUGCUGCCGCGGGACGGUGCCUCCACCUCAGCUUCUGUUGCUUCCGCCGGGGCGGCCUCUGCGCUCUACCCGCAGCUCAGUCUCAACGGGCUCCCGCAGCUCGGCUACCAGGCCGCAGUGCUCAAAGAGGGCCUGCCGCAGGUCUACCAGCCCUAUCUCAACUACCUGAGGCCCGAUUCAGAUGCCAGCCAGAGCCCACAGUACAGCUUCGAGUCCUUACCUCAGAAGAUUUGCUUAAUCUGUGGGGAUGAAGCAUCAGGUUGUCAUUAUGGCGUCCUCACCUGUGGGAGCUGUAAGGUCUUCUUUAAAAGGGCAAUGGAAGGGCAGCAUAAUUAUUUAUGUGCUGGAAGAAAUGAUUGCAUUGUUGAUAAAAUCCGCAGAAAAAACUGCCCCGCAUGUCGCCUUAGAAAGUGUUGCCAGGCUGGCAUGGUCCUUGGAGGUCGAAAGUUUAAAAAGUUCAAUAAAGUCAGAGUUAUGAGAGCAUUGGAUGCCGUUGCUCUCCCACAGCCUGUGGGCAUUCCAAAUGAAAGCCAAGCCCUAAGCCAGAGAAUCGCUUUUUCACCAAAUCAAGACAUACAGUUGAUCCCCCCAUUGAUUAACCUGCUAAUGAGCAUUGAACCAGAUGUGAUCUAUGCAGGACAUGACAACACCAAACCUGAUACCUCCAGUUCUUUGCUGACAAGUCUUAAUCAACUAGGCGAAAGACAACUUCUUUCAGUAGUCAAGUGGUCUAAAUCAUUGCCAGGUUUUAGAAAUUUACAUAUUGAUGACCAGAUAACUCUCAUCCAGUAUUCUUGGAUGAGCUUAAUGGUGUUUGGACUAGGAUGGAGAUCUUAUAAACAUGUCAGUGGGCAGAUGCUAUAUUUUGCACCUGAUCUAAUACUAAAUGAACAGAGGAUGAAGGAAUCAUCAUUCUAUUCACUAUGCCUCACCAUGUGGCAGAUUCCACAGGAGUUUGUCAAGCUUCAAGUUAGCCAAGAAGAGUUCCUGUGUAUGAAAGUAUUGCUACUUCUUAAUACAAUUCCUUUGGAAGGGCUAAGAAGUCAAAACCAGUUUGAAGAGAUGAGAUCAAGCUACAUUAGAGAGCUCAUCAAGGCAAUUGGUCUGAGGCAAAAAGGAGUUGUCUCUAGCUCACAGCGUUUCUACCAACUUACAAAACUUCUUGAUAACUUGCAUGAUCUUGUCAAACAGCUUCAUCUGUACUGCUUGAAUACAUUUAUCCAGUCCCGAGCACUGAGUGUUGAAUUUCCAGAAAUGAUGUCUGAAGUGAUUGCUGCACAGUUACCCAAGAUCUUGGCAGGGAUGGUGAAACCUCUGCUCUUUCAUAAAAAGUGAAUGCCAUUUUUAUCUUUAAAAAUUAAAUUUUGUGGUAUGUCUAUUUUUCUUUUAGUCUGGAUUGUGAGGUCUUGAUUUUUACAAUGUUCUUCUCAAAGCCUUACAUUUAUAACGUAUCAUAUUGUGUAAAUUUCAGAGAGAAUUGUGAACUUUUAAUUGUUUUUCUUUAUAAAGCAUAACUAGAAUUUUUAAAGUG
Prionailurus viverrinus (fishing cat) is the source of this 3074-nucleotide messenger RNA. RefSeq names its product progesterone receptor (gene PGR). The record is from RefSeq and is a predicted model, not a curated record. The coding region runs from base 80 to 2878 and encodes 932 amino acids. Gene Ontology annotation, biological process: regulation of DNA-templated transcription; steroid hormone receptor signaling pathway. Gene Ontology annotation, cellular component: nucleus. The transcript is spliced from 8 exons. Gene Ontology annotation, molecular function: nuclear steroid receptor activity; sequence-specific DNA binding; zinc ion binding. Lineage: Eukaryota; Metazoa; Chordata; Mammalia; Carnivora; Felidae.